Coffea arabica (coffee) is the source of this 998-nucleotide messenger RNA. The record is from RefSeq and is a predicted model, not a curated record. NCBI's taxonomy places the organism in Eukaryota, Viridiplantae, Streptophyta, Magnoliopsida, Gentianales, Rubiaceae.
GAAUGGCGAGAGGGAAAACUCAGAUGAAGAGGAUUGAAAAUGCAACGAGUAGACAAGUGACAUUCUCAAAGAGGAGAAGUGGACUUCUCAAGAAGGCCUUUGAGCUAUCAGUUCUCUGUGAUGCAGAAGUUGCACUGAUCAUUUUCUCCCCAAAAGGGAAGCUUUAUGAGUUCUCAAGUUCCAGUGCCACAAGUACAAUAGAGCGCUACCAGAAGAAUAUCAAGAAUCUAUGUCCGAGCAGAAGAAUGGAACAAGCACAGCAUUUCGAAGAAGAGGUUGCAAUCCUGAGAAAAAAAAUUGAGAUCCUUGAGGAAACUCGACGAAGGUUCUUGGGAGAUGGUUUAGAUUCCUCCAGUGUUGAUGAAUUGCAACAGAUAGAAAAUCAGCUGGAGAAAAGUUUAAGCAUCAUCAGGUCAAGAAAGAGUUUAUUGUUCAGGGAGCGAAUGGAUCAGCUGAAAGAAGAGGAGAAAAUUCUCAGAAAGGAAAAUGCAGAAUUGCGGGGAAAGUAUGAAGAGCAACAAUUGGAACUAUCGAUUAGUCCACAGCCCUUACCACUGAGACAAGUAAAGGAGGUAGAAACACAACUCUUUAUCGGACCUCCCAAAAGUUAGAAUUGUUCCCCCCAAAGAAAAAAGAACAAUUUAUCAGUCUAUGUAAUUUUGUAUGAUUUGUUUUUCUUUACUUCUUUUAUUGUUUUUCUUGCUUUUUUUUUUAAUUUCUAAAACACAUUUUAUUUCAUGCUGGCUGGAAAUUAUAAAACAUAAGGCAAAAGCAACGUCUACAUAACUGAUAGAUGGAGUAUUGAAUAGGCUACUUGUAUUGCAACUGGUGAUGUGUAUGUAACAUCAAAAUUGUAGAUUCUAUGUAUUGGUGUUGUAAAACUAAUAAAAUAAGCUAUUAUAGUAGGGAUUGAAAUAUUAGAGAAAGAAGUAGAGGUAUAGAGAAUAAUAUUCUUAUUAUUCCUACUAAUCAAAAUCAUCCCAAGAAGUGCCAGGGUA